UUAUCAUCAUCAAUCUCUUCGUCUCUCCCCCCUAAAACCCUAACAAAACCCUAAAUUCAAUCCCCUUGAUGAAGUCCCGGCGAAGGGAGCAGCUCUCUUCUCCAACUUCGAGUUCAGAAACAACCAACUUUUCGAACAUGGAUACAUUGUCAAAUGGUAACCACCAUGACAAACUAUCAUAUUUCCAGAAAGAGAAGGCAUUGGUAACAAGAUGCAAUUUACCGGAUUUGACAGCCAAUUUAUCUGAUGAAAUCUUGUCUUUGAUACUAUCACUUUUGCCAAUGAAAGACGCAGCACGUACCUGCAUCUUAUCGAGAAGAUGGAGAAAUUUGUGGAAACACCAAAACAGCAUCAGCUUUGACGUGGAUGAGAUCCUGGGUAAACACCCUCAUAUCAGCAGAUGUGCAAGUAGCGUCUUCUUUGAGGAAGAGCCCUCCACAAGCCAACAGUUCGAUGAAUUCGUAUCAUUGGUCGAUCAGUACUUUGAAAAUAAAUCAGGAUGCAAUAUCGGGGCAUUAAGCAUUCAUAUCCGAUCAAGAGGUCACUAUCACCAUUUGGACCGAUGGCUAAAUUUGGCCAAUGGUAUGAACAUUGACAAGCUCAAGCUCGAUUUCAGAGGUUAUGAUUCUCAUUACCCUUACGAGCUUGAUGUUGGAGGAAAUAUAUUGAGUUUGAAGCAUUUUAUUCUUAACAAUUGUGGCUUGAAGACUUUACCUGGUUUCAUCGGGUUUCAUUCCCUUAUAUCACUUGCAUUUGAAGAUGUCGUGGUCUCCAAUAACUUCAUCAAUUACUGUCCUCUACUGGAACAUCUCACUCUUAUCAAUUGCAGGGGUCUUUAUGAAUUGAACAUCUCGAGUCUUCUGAACAAUUUAAAGUAUGUUAAGGUGAUCCGUUCUGCAUCUACCCUCGAGAUGCAUGCAAAGAACAUCAACCAUUUCGAGUGUUCUGGUUUCAUGGAAGCAUACUUGUAUCCAGAUGUUGAUGAAAAUGAUGAGUUUGACACGUACAAUGAUAUUGGAUUUCCUAGAGCAAAAUAUGGGCUAAGAAAUUGUAUCUUCACGCCUGAUCCUAAGUUUGGAGGGUUCAAGUCACUUAAACAACUUGUUCUAUUUGAUGUCACUUUUACACCAAUCCUUUUAAGGCAUCUUCUAUCCAACUGUUUCUCUGUGGAAGAAUUGACCUUUGGCGAUUGUUCUUUUUUGCUAUCUUAUCCGUCGAUUUUAGAGAUAAAUGGAUUGGUUCAUCUUCAGUCUGCGAAAGUGUUAAACUGUUCAGGAAUAAAUGAGGUCAUUGUGAAGGCUACAAAUGUUAAGCAAUUUGUGUUGUUUUCUGGGGAGAAUACACAUAAGGUCUCGAGACUAAAUUUCCAGCUUUUAGAUGAUGAUGGUAAUGAUUUUUCCACUGCAGCAGGAAAACCUUCACUUCUGAAGCAUUUGCAUUUAAGAGGGGGCAAAUUUGCACUCAAUAUAACCAAUUUCACUGCUCUCGAGACUGUUUUACUCGAAGAUAUGUAUCUUACAGAUGAGGAUGUGGGCAAUUUAUUGACAAGUUGUUUGUUCCUUAAGAGAUUGGAUCUCAUAACAUGUCGCGGUUUUUUCACUCUGAACAUCAUGGGUCCAUUCUUGCAACUCAAGAUUCUGAAUGUGAGGCAUUGCAAGCAACUUGUUGAGAUAGGAAUUUGUGCUUCAAAUCUUAUGGAAUUUAGAUAUCUUGGACAGCUAAUAUGUUUCUCUCUGAGAGAAGUUCCCAAAUUGUUAACUGUUGAGAUCAAAAUCGAAGAAGAUGUCUGCGAUAUCAGCUCGAAUCAUUUCCUCUCGAUGCUCUCUAAAGACAUACCACAAUUGCAUACGUUGUAUUUUCACGUUGAGGAUGAACAUGUACCAGAGGCUCUGCCGAUAUUUCUUGAUCUCAAACACUUGGUAUUGAUUUUCAGCAAUAAAUCCCAUACACUCUCCUGGGCAACACUUUUCCUCUUAGCUUCACCAUUUCUGGAGAAGUUUCAAGUGCAGCUACCUGGACAUUUGAAUGACUCUGCUAAAACAAAAGUGCCCAAGGAAUGGGUUCAUCAUCACCUUAAAGAAGUUGAGUUGUUUCAAUUUGGAGUCUAUAAGAAGGAGAUCAAAUUUGCAACAAAUUUGCUUCAUAACGCCAAGUCCCUUGAGCUGAUGAAGAUUGAUCCUCGGGUUUCCAAUUCAUCGAGAGUUCCUUUUGAUUGGGUGCAAAGUGGACGAGAGAAGACUAUUCGACUGCUAAGAAAGGAAACUAGGCCAGGUAUCAAGUUAGAAGUUGAAUGAAGGUGAUCUGUAAAUAAUCAAGUUAAGGUUUGAGGCAGUUUCAUUUGUAAAUCCACGACUUACAUACUUGGGAUAAAUAUUUUUACAUGAUUCUUACAGUGUAAGCACUCUUUAUACUGAAAAGCGCAGAACAAAAAGCUCUGCUAUUCUUGUUUUGCUCA
This is a messenger RNA of Asparagus officinalis (garden asparagus), 2455 nucleotides long. RefSeq lists its product as uncharacterized. Bases 69 to 2294 code for a protein of 741 amino acids. The transcript has 5 exons. Lineage: Eukaryota; Viridiplantae; Streptophyta; Magnoliopsida; Asparagales; Asparagaceae. The record is from RefSeq and is a predicted model, not a curated record. Gene Ontology annotation, molecular function: protein binding.